This is a messenger RNA of Cylindrotheca closterium, 1470 nucleotides long. NCBI's taxonomy places the organism in Eukaryota, Bacillariophyta, Bacillariophyceae, Bacillariales, Bacillariaceae. The record is from the annotation of a GenBank genome assembly.
AUGGAAGAGGCUGCUAGUCUUGUGCAGGGAAAGACCGAGGUCAAAAAUGAAGCGACAAUUGAAGCGGAAAAUACAUCAGAAUCACAAGCAAGAGACGAUGAUGCUGACGAACACCAAGAUGCUCCUGAUACGCUUUCCAUGUCUGAUUUCUCCAGGAGAAUACAUCAUCCGUUUGAUUACAAGAUCACUUUGCCCUUUCUUUACGGCAACGAUGACGAGGGGAACGCGAGGAAUGCACCUGAAUCGUCCUUAUCCUACAUCCCUUGGCGAUUGCGACUAAUGGAACAAGUGGCAUCGUCUAAGAAAGGAGAAGCUAAUGGCAAUACAAACGAGGAAAAAUCAUCGGAUGACAACCCCACCGAAGACAGUUUAGUCUUUUCGCCCUGUACCUAUCUAGAAUUGCGUCGACAGCAAAAUGAUGCUUGGGCUUCAGAUCGUCUGAAGGAAGGCAACGAACAACUCUUUAUAAAUCCGAACAUGGCCGAGACCAAAUUCUUGGAGGGCUUGGAUUUGGUACCCGAUCAUGCCGAUCUACUAACGGCUCAUGCCAAACUACUUAUCACCAACAACGAUUUCGCAGCAGCCGAAACCAAGCUAAAACGUGCGCUGGAGACUGAUCCGGAUCACAAGCUCGCCCAAAAGACACAACUCGAGUUGGUUCGAAUAAAAGAGGGACGAAUGCGCAUGGAACAGCAGCAGCAAAACUUGAUGCUGCGAAACAAUGCGCCCAAGUAUGACUUCUUGUCAAGUCGUAAUGUGGAAGUGGCCAAAGGCAACAGCGCAUACAACGAUGCUCUCAUGGAACGGGCGCUUGUCAUGGGAGACGACGCUGACUGUGGGGGUAAUGUUGCCAGCGAUGAUGAUGAUUCCAGUAGGUCGAGACGACGCAAGAAAAAGUCAAAAAAGGACCGAAAGCAGAAGAAGAAGAAAAGGAAGAGACAUCGAAGAAAACGAAGACGGCGGUACUACUCUUCAGAAUCGGACGAAGACGACAGCAGUCGGUCAGUAGUGUCUGGUGGUGACGCUAGUGACGACUGCAAGAAGAAGGAAAACGGCGACGAUCGUGGGGACAAAGGCAAUAUAUUACAAGAGAAAGACCAGAAGGAAGAAAGAAGCGAUGUUGAUUCAACAGAGGACAGGCGACGUAGAAAAGAUAGAAAGCGAAGUAGACAUCGUGGAAAACGACGGAGGGGACGGUACUCUUCGGAAUCCGAAAACGACCAUGACGAGGACGGUAGCCGGACGGUUUCAUCAAAAAAUGGUGGCAGUCAUGACGAGGAUGCUGUUCGUAAAAACAUAAAUGAGAAUGAUGUCGGCAGCAAAGGGGGUGGCACUGCACAGGAAAAUCAAACCGAAGAAAGAAGCGAUGAUAGUUCAAGAAAUGACAGGCGGAGUCGAAAACGACAUCGGCACCGGGAUGACCGAAAACGCCGCUCUCACAAAAAGCACCGAAGAAGAGAUUCUUCAUAG